AUGAUCGAGACCAAUCUCGAACCAGGUGAUCUUGCACUAUGGGACUCGAGGACCAUGCACUACGCCGAAUGCCCUGAAGGUGAUCGUAUCCGACAUGUUCAGUACGUUUGCAUGACGCCGGCCAAGUUCGCGAAGGAAGCGCUGGAGCAGAAGGCGGCGUUGUUUAAGAGGUGGCAUGGUACUACUCAUUGGCCUCAUACGAACAUUCACGAACAAGGACCACCGCUGAGGAAUGGAGUGGAGGAUCCGCUGAAUCGCUAUGAGCCGCUUGAGAAGCCGGAGAUCUCGAAGAGAUUGCUUCAGCUUGCAGCUGUGGAGGCAUACUGA
Molecule: messenger RNA, 327 nt
Organism: Fulvia fulva
Lineage: Eukaryota; Fungi; Ascomycota; Dothideomycetes; Mycosphaerellales; Mycosphaerellaceae
Exons: 2
Coding region: 1-327 (108 amino acids)
Source: RefSeq, a predicted model, not a curated record